AUGAUUGCUAACAAUAAGACAAUACCAAUUUACGGUCUAAGCGAUCCCUACAAUGCCAAAAAAGAUGUGUAGUUUUAAACACAAUGACAUUUCAUAUGUUAAUAAUUUAUGAUGCUUUGUAACUUAUUUUUUUAUUAAGCAAUGACAUUAAAACGUUGUAUCUGAACUUUAUAGAAACCGCUGUUGUUGCAUGGUUCCCAAGGGAAGAAAACAUAAUUUUCACCAUGUAACUUUUAAUACUGACUUUUAAUGCAUUUCUUACCCACAAUUAACAUUAAUCGCUUAUGCCUUCCCAUAAAUUGUAGCAAUAUUAUUGCCUUGUUUCUAUUACCGUUGUUUUCGACAUUUAUUGUCCGUUUAUAUUUUUGUUUGAAUGCAGAAAUUAGAGUAAAUCCUGAGUACAAAAGUAUGAAUAUGAGAAUUCAUUGCAGGUAAAGAAGAAAAACAUUGGAAAUGAUACAUAAAUAUAUUUAUAUAUGACAGGACGUUACUGUUUUUACUCUACAGCAUGGAGGGCAGUGCUAAUUAAGUCAUUUAGUAGCGAUGAUAUAGGCUCCGUCUAUGCAUUAUUUAAUAUUAAUUAUGCAUCACGAACGCUUUUUGCCACAUUGUCAUUUCCCAUAAGGGGAACUCGGGAGCAACUAUUUUGUGACACGAACAGUGGAUAUCUGUUAAAGCUUUAAUUAGCGUUUCGCAACUAAGCUGAUAAGUUUCUCUUUUCGUCGGUAAACAUUGAUUUGGAAAACCAAAGUAACUACGGUGAUGAUGACAACAACAACAAAUCCAUCAUCAUUAUCAUCAUCGCUAUCAGCGUCAUCAUUACUACCACUAUUAACACCGAGAGUAUCUGGUCCACGCAGAUUCUCCAUCUUCCAAAUCCUCUCCGGAAUUUUAAACUUCGAACCGCAUAUGCUACUUAGCCUUACAUUGCUUUUUUUUCCCCGACCGGGAACAAGAGGUAAAUAUGCCGGUUGCAGACUAACCUUAACUGGUCGCUUGUUUCGAACCAUAUGAUUAUUUGAAGAUUACACAAUAGUUUUGGAGGAAAUAGCAUGGGAAUAUUGAACUCAUAACUUUUCAUUCGGAAGGAUCUGUCUUUAAUGUUCCCAACGAGAGCAAGGUUACGAUAUUUGUGUUAAAAUAAAUUAACGGUUUAAGUGCGACGGGCCUGGACAGAGAAAAGGUAGGUGCAGAGUGGUUCAACUAAACUGUCUUAAUAUUAUAAUAUGUAAUUACACAAAUAAAGUAAAAUAUUGCGAGAUGUAUCCUGCAAUAAGUCCACUUUCAGAAAAAGAAUGCGAAAACAACUUUAUUCCAAAUUAUGCCAUACAUUUCAGUUGGGGAAGCAUUGUCUUGAUAUUGCUCUCUAGCGAUGUGCAUUACAAGUCAAACAGAUAUCUCAUUGUCUAAACGUCCGAUAGAUCCGCCACGAUAUGUCAACGAAGAGCAUACUAAAGAACGAGCUGUCCCGAUGUGAAAGAUCGAGGAAAAACUACGAACACCGGAGUCAGUUGUACGAAUGUAUGUGAAGAGGGAAAUAGGCAAGAAGAUGAAAGGGUGAGGGAGCAGAUGCUAAAGAGAACCAGCUAACGGGGAACGGAGAAACCGGGACCUUGAAGUGCGAUUUACAAGAAAUCCGACUUCACAUUGUCAACAAAAUAAAAACAACAUUCUGGUAUUGCAGUACAAACCGACCAAAUGUUGAAAAUAUCUUCAAUGGAACAACAAAUCUUAACUUGCUGCUUUCAUUUACCUAGACAGCUCGCCCACCGUCAACCAAAUGUGUGGUGAGGAAUGUGUGGUAUUAUCUGAAGCCGGCAAGAACUGCAAAACAAAAUAAGAGCAUAAUGAUCUAGCUAAAUGUACAGGGAAAUGCUGUAAUAUUCAUUUUAUUAAUCAGACUGUCAAUUUCACCCCAGAGGCUAAAGCCCAAUGCAUCCGGGCAUGCGAUCAGCGACUGAGGACAGGGGCUGUCCUUUAAUUCUUCUCUACCUGGAUGUAUUUGCCUGUCGCUAGGCCGCCUUCAUCAUCCACUGACAGACGCUUGUAUUUAUUUGCUUAUAAACCUGUUACAAUAAAUGAUUAUUCGAACAGCGUCAUUCGUACCUUAAUGACGAGCACUAGUUUGAUGAAUGACACAUCGAGAGAAAGGAAGCACGGGUCAUUUUGACCAGUCGUUCCCUCGUAUUGACAUAACACUUUUUCUUUGCACCAAAAAGAUAAAUUUCGAGACACUUGCGGGGCUGGGUGUGAAUUGGCCCCAGCUGCAAGCUCAUCAUUAGUGUGGUAUCAGCCUGCAACCUGCGCUCGGCUCCGGGAUGGAAAGACUAAGAAAAGAAAUAAUUCUGAUGGAACGGGGUCUGCAUAGUCCUGCUGCCAAAAGGAUUUCGAAUUUGUCAGACUCAGCUGGAAAUGCGGUGGAGGAGGCCCUUGAAAAUUCUCAUCACAGUGGUCGCCUCAGCCCCAGACCAACUUCCGCCUCCCUUCACAACAGUAUUGGGGACACCCCAACAAACGGCAAAUUUGAGAUAGACAAUUUAUUCCACCAUCAACAUUCAAGCGACAGUACGUCCUCGUCUGAAAUUUCGUCUUCGGAAAGCAGGAAAAAAUAUUCCCUCUACCCAGAACUUGGUAGUCGAGAGAAAGAAGCAGAAAUGAAUAGUGAUGUUGAUGUGGGAUGCUCGACACUCCGCUCUCCUGCCGGCGUCAGUACAACGCAACUCAAAGAAAAUACAAACAAAGUUUAUUCAGACAAUGGCAGUUCAACUAAUACUUCUUCGAAUGGGUCCAGUAUUACGAACCUGAACGGCAACUCCAAUUCAAUAGGCAAUUCGAGUUCUGGUCCUGACCAGGUGAGACGGUAUCGAACAGCUUUCACCCGAGAACAAAUCGGCAGACUAGAGAAAGAGUUUUAUAGAGAAAACUAUGUAUCCAGACCCAGGCGAUGUGAACUGGCGGCUGCUUUAAACCUACCCGAAACUACUAUCAAGGUUUGGUUUCAGAACCGACGGAUGAAAGAUAAAAGACAGCGACUUGCGAUGUCAUGGCCCCACCCAGCUGACCCCAGCUUUUAUACCUACAUGAUGACCCAUGCGGCGGCCACGGGCAGCCUGCCCUACCCUUUCCACUCGCAUGUGCCCUUGCACUACUACCCGCACGUCGGCGUCACUGCGGCUGCUGCAGCCGCCGCCGCCGCCGCCACGGGCGCCACGCCCUUCCCCACCUCCAUCCGCCCUCUCGACACCUUCCGCGCCCUCUCGCACCCCUACUCGCGGCCCGAGCUGCUCUGCAGCUUCCGGCACCCGGGCCUGUACCAGUCGCCUCACGGCCUGAACGGCAGCGCGGCUACAGCGGCGGCGGCUGCAGCUGCUGCAGCGGCCGCUGCCUCCACGCCAGCCGGAGCCGCGCCUUGCUCCUGCCUCAGUUGCCACAGCAACCAGGGCGGCGCGCUCGGGCCCAGGAGCUCCAGCUCCGACUUCACCUGCACCGCGGCUGCGCAGAGGUCGGAGAGCAGCUUCCUUCCUUACUCGGCCGCGGUGCUCAGCAAAUCAGCAGCCGUCUCACCGCCUGGCCAGCGGGAGGACUCCUCCCUAACCAGAUAACUCUCCCCGGUGGUGGCUCUCGCCAAGGCCAAUGGAGACACCAGUGGUAAAUUGCAAUGGAGCAAUUGCUCAAUUCAUUUUUCUUUAAUACAUCGCCCUGCCAUUGAGCACUGAUUUGGUGCAACCGUGGGUAAAUUUCCAUUCACAACUAUUUUAAAAGAGAUAUACUGUCCUUUCAGUAUGGACUACCUAGCCCUUUCUCAUUCUUCCCCGGGACUCGUUGAAUGUGGUUCAAAUCGCUUAGAAACUUUCCCCCAAUGAACCUUGAAAAGUUCUUGUAAUUGUUCUCUUCGUUAUAAUAGAUUGUACAGGGAAACUGUGAACUUUUUAAGUAUAAUCUUCUUCAUAAUGGAUAUGAUCUGGGCUCAUUAGCAUUUGAUAAUACUGUUGGGACUAAACUCAAGAAAUGUAAAACUGUCUUGAAACAGAUUUAAGAGUCAGUCCAACAACAUCUGGAUAUUGUCUCUUUAAAUAAUGCAUACAAAUGAAGGUCACUUUGGGAAGAACAUAAUUCCGUUUAUUCUGUACACCUUCUUUAUAAGAAGGCCCUUUUCUGUGAAAUUGGGUAUGUGCAUGCCUACUGCUUUGGCCCAGGAGUGCCACCACCGGGUAUCUGACAAGUGUUCGCUGCCAGAAAUUACUCCUCGAGGACUUUGGUAAAGUUCGAGGAAAACACAUCAGAAACCGCCAAUGUUAUUGCCAUGUCAAUUCCGAUGCUAAUAAUGUGCAGAUUAUGACGAAAAUUGCCAAUCAUGUACCUUGAUGGACCUCCUUUGAAUGUAGAAUUGGAAAAAAAGUUCCCUGCACAGAGACCUGCUGUCAAACACUAACAACCCGCUAAGGGAAGUCAUUAGAAAAGAUAGAUAAGAGACUUGAUACAUAAAACAUUGUUCAUGGUGCAUAGAAUGUACAGGAUUUAAUGUGGUAUUCGUUAUCUGAAGUGAUUUUGCAAAAACUCGACGUCCUCAUUGUCCCACUGCCAAUUUUAAUUUUGGAAACCUAUAUUGUAGACGUCCUGUGUCCACUUUCCCUUGUAACCAGUAUGGAACUGAUGUGAACAGCCUCAUUAAAUCAACCUAGAAAUUUCCAUAAUACGCCCCAUAGAGCCACUUCAGUGUUCGCUUAAUGGGAUUCUUCUGGUAAAAAAAAUGUAACUAACAGUUUUUUCACGGUGCAUCCUUCCCACGGGGUCCUUUGUCAAUCUCUUGUAAAUUAACUCAUUAAAUUAUGUAAUAUUUCAGUUUCUCCGCUUUCAGUAAUUACUGUACAAUACCCAUUCGGCGCUAGUUUGACUUUAAACUCAAAGAUGGGCUAUACGAGGUAACAUAAAUGCAUGGAAAAGGUAACUGGCGACCGUACUUGAUACCCAUGGAUGUUUACAUCAUUUCGUGAUGAACGUGAAGUCAGAACGAAAUUGUAUUUUGAAUUAAAGAAGACAAUAUCAGCAGUUUUAUUGCAGAAAUGCGAAAUAACUUCUGAAAGAAAAAUAUAUACUUUACUUUGAACGGACAUGUAGAAAAAUCCUCUAUUUAUUUAGAAAAUCACUGUUCUAUUUCGAUUUCCUUGUUAGCACAUAAUAACGAACUAACAAAACAAACAAAAUCGCAUCAGCAUUGCAGACUACCACACUUAUUCUUGUGACUGUUAGAUUAUUUGGCGAUACGCGGAAAUCUUGUACAAUUGCUUAUUGAAAUAAAACGCGCUGUACCUCCAAGAUAACCCCUUACAAAGGAAAACAAUGGACAAAAAUAUCGAUCUUUAUGAAAACAAAAUAUAUCAGACUACUGAUACGGAUGUAGGUUUUUCAAAAGUGGAACUAAAUGUUUUACUGUAGGCCGUUAGGCCUGAUGGUGUAAUGUCAAAAUGUAAGAUAGUAUUUGUGCUUGAAAAUAUUGCUGAACGUAUCCACUCAUUGUAAAAUAUUUUAACUUAUACAAACGUGCAAUAAUUAAAGCUUUGUAUAUUCUGUUAUUUAUG
Molecule: messenger RNA, 5579 nt
Organism: Leucoraja erinaceus (little skate)
Lineage: Eukaryota; Metazoa; Chordata; Chondrichthyes; Rajiformes; Rajidae
Gene: evx2
Product: even-skipped homeobox 2
Exons: 3
Coding region: 2319-3602 (427 amino acids)
Biological process (GO): regulation of transcription by RNA polymerase II
Cellular component (GO): nucleus
Molecular function (GO): DNA-binding transcription factor activity, RNA polymerase II-specific; RNA polymerase II cis-regulatory region sequence-specific DNA binding
Source: RefSeq, a predicted model, not a curated record